UAAUGUUAUUUCGGUAGUUUUUGUAACUCACAAUGUAGGCCAACUCAGCCGCUUCAAUAUAGUAUUCUUGUGUGAUGCUCAUGAGCCUUGUUCGCCUUUCAUCUUAACUUGUAUAAUUCAUGUUCUGCACAGGCAGGUACAUACACAUGUCCUGAGAUGGGGAAUGCUGAAAGUGUCGUUGUGCAGAAACGGCUGGCGCGGUUUGGACCCGACGAACAACCCAUGGUGGAGGGGGUGUUCGACCGGCUCCUGUCAGGUUCUGCUGGUGCAGCUGGGGAAGAGAGCAAGGCCCUAACAGUCGACAUGGUGAAAGCAAGCAUGGGGAGCGUGGCAUCAGAUUCCAUGAUAAUGAGAGUCUAUGCAUGCAUGGCCAGCAUCGAUGCGGGGGUACCGAUGGUUCCCGGUGGGGGGGUAAGUCGGGAGCAGCUGGUGAUCUUCCUGGCAGACACCCUCUGUGGUACCGCAGAGGAGAGAGCACCCCUCGUCAUGGCAAUGGCACAGCGAAGCGGGAAAGGGGAUGUGGCUACUGUUGACCAGAUAAAACAGUUCCUGGAGGACCUGAUCUCAGCUGUACUGCAGACUCUGGCCCACAGGGGGCGCCUGCGAGGCUGGAAGCCAGAGCUCAUGGGAGACGGUGCCAGAGGGGUGAAGCUCCUGGCUGAACAGCUGAGUUCAGAGAUCAAAGUGUCAGACCAGCAGACAUGUGAUACCCCUUGUCUGGAGGACUGGAUCUUCCGCAUCUCCUCUGUGGCUGUCUACCUGGAGCUACUGGUGAGUGAGGGGCUGUUGGUGACGCUGCCCUCCAGGCCGCCCCCCACCCUGCUCCCCUUGUGCCGCGAGGACUCCUGGGGGAAGGCGGCGAGCCUGCUGGACCUGCCCCUGCUGCUCUUCCUGGCGCCCCUGCUGCCGGCUGGCCACAGCACCCCCUGGAGGCUGCUCUUCUCCACGCACCUGCACGGCGAGAGCUUCACCCGGAUGAUGAGCUGCAUCAAGGGUCACGGCCCCACCGUGCUGCUGCUGCGCGACACCAAAGGCCACGUGUUCGGCGGCUUCGCCUCCCACAGCUGGGAGAUCAGGCCCCAGUUUCAGGGAGACUCCAGGUGCUUCCUCUUCUCCGUAUUCCCCUGCAUGCGUGUGUACACCUGCAUCGGCUACAACCAGCAUUACAUGUAUCUGAACCAUGGACAACAGACCAUGCCCAACGGACUGGGCAUGGGAGGGCAGCAUGGCUACUUUGGGCUGUGGCUGGACAGUGAGUUUGGUCGUGGCCACAGCCGCGCUCGGCCGAAGUGUACCACAUAUGGUAGUCCCCAGCUCUCAGCCGAGGAGGACUUCAGCCUGGACGCUCUGGAGGUGUGGGCCGUCAGUGAGCCCCCACAACAGGAACAGGACGAGAACAAGAGGAGUGUUUUAGAUGCGGACCCAGAAGUGCAGGCCAUGAUGGAGCUGGCCGGGAAGACGUUACACAGCCAGGGCCUGAGAGAGCCAGAGGAGGACGAGCAGUAGUGGUGGAGGGGAAGAUGGAGGAAGAAGAGGAGAGUAGAUGCACCCAUGUGAAGGUGUUGCUAUGGGAGAAUAAGACACAGACGUCAUUCAGAGAGACACAGAGUUAAAUAAUGCAGAUGAAUAUUACCUCAAUUUCACAUUUUUUGUGUGUAUUAUUCUGUUGUAAAUUUGAAUACAUCUUGAACCAGCAGGAGCGGCUUUUGUUUGUCUGGAGAUGUCCAGGACAAUCUCAUUCAAAAUGUAUUGAAUGGUUAAAGUUUGUUAAUGUGUGGAGAUGUUAUGUUUCCUAUGAAAGACCUUGUUAACAAGGAAACUGAUUUUGAAAUUAGGACUUAGUUUUGGACACUCUCCAAAACAUUAUUUGGUCUGGUUGUGAGUAGAAUUUGGCGUUAGUUCAUUUACUGAACGUUAUGGCUGAACUGAAUAAAGAAUAACAAUGA
This is a messenger RNA of Clupea harengus (Atlantic herring), 1946 nucleotides long. Its product is annotated as MTOR-associated protein MEAK7-like. NCBI's taxonomy places the organism in Eukaryota, Metazoa, Chordata, Actinopteri, Clupeiformes, Clupeidae. Bases 157 to 1506 code for a protein of 449 amino acids. The transcript is spliced from 7 exons. The record is from RefSeq and is a predicted model, not a curated record. Gene Ontology annotation, biological process: TOR signaling; response to oxidative stress. Gene Ontology annotation, cellular component: nucleus.